Messenger RNA from Carassius carassius (crucian carp), 2098 nucleotides. RefSeq names its product tetraspanin-7-like. The record is from RefSeq and is a predicted model, not a curated record. NCBI's taxonomy places the organism in Eukaryota, Metazoa, Chordata, Actinopteri, Cypriniformes, Cyprinidae. Bases 772 to 1866 code for a protein of 364 amino acids. The transcript has a single exon. Gene Ontology annotation, cellular component: membrane.
UUUGUAUGUGCUUAAAUGCAUCAACUAUACAUUAUGCCUGCAUAUGACUAUUUCUUAUAAAUAUUUUUUGAAUUGAAAAGAAAUGGAUUGUUAUGUAUUAAAAUAGUUUUGGACCUGAUAAUGAGGGAAAAGCAGCCAACAAGUCAGCAUACAACUCUUAAACAGCAUUUAAAGUGUUUACAUGUUUUAAUACCAGUGAAUGUGCCAGUGAAGUCAAAGCAAAUUGAACAUACACAUGUCAUUCAAUCCUGUUUAAAGACCCAUAAAGUGUGUCUUUGAAUAUGCACCAACACACAUAACAUGAAUGAGUUAUUCUUAAAAUCUAUAAUGUUAAAUCUAAAAUAAAACGAAUCAAUAUCAAUGUUGUAAAGAAAUUAGAUUAUUAAAGGCCUAUAAAGGCCACAUAUAGAUCAAAAAUAGACAAAUUUAUGAUCCUGAACCGGUGGCUCCUGCACCAGUAUAGGGAGAUCAGGACAGUGUGGGUUAACAGCAUCAUAGCCAUAUAAUCACCAACCCCCCUUCAUAUCGUCAGAGACGCAGUGUAGUCCGACACCCACUGCCGCAGCAUCAAGAGAGUGUAAGAAAUGUUGCAAAUAAACAUCGUAGAGAGGGCGAGAAUCUGCAGGCGAUGAUAAGCGUGCAACGCGUUCAAUACAAAGACGAUUUAUGGUGAAACAAGGGUGUGAAUAGGCCCUGGUGGAUUAAUGACCAGCCGUAAAACACAGAUGAGAGAGGAUCAAACAAAGGAAGAAGUCAAAUAGAGAGAGUGAAAUGGUGGUAGAUAAAGAGCAAGACGGGGCCAUGAGCUUUGCACCGCCCUACGACUCGCUACCAGCUCGGCCGAGUCCCUGUCGUUCAAAAGAGUGGGAAAGAGAGCUGCAUGGUGAUCAAAGACUGUCGUCCCCACUUCGAGCAGCUCUGCCUUCCGUUUCCCGACGGCCUUCAGCGCUCCCUGGAUAUCUGCUCUCACCCUCCCGAGAGUAUGCUGAUCAACAGCAACGUCUUUCAUUAUCGCUGUGCUCAGAGACCUCACUGGCACCCCCUGUGCCUGCUGUGGGUGCUGCUCCACCUUGCUGCCGGAUGGUGGGAGUGAUGCCCUUGCUGCGCCUUGCGCUCCUGAUUUUCAGCUUCCUUUUUUGGGCAGCAGGUCUUGCGAUCCUCACCUUAGGAGUCUGGGCACAAGCUUCGGUGUUUGACUACAUGCUACUCUCUACGAACCGCUACCCAAAUGCACCCAUCAUCUUGUUAGGCACAGGUGCUGUUGUGACCACUUGGGGCUUUUUGGGAUGUUUUGGAGUGGCUGCGAACCUUCCCUACCUUCUGCGGGCAUAUGGCUUUUUCCAGUUGGCCACACUCAUGGGUGGACUAGCGGCGGGUCUCUCGGGGCUGUUUUACAGGGAGGAUAUUGCCGAAGGUUUCCGUAGUGGGCUUAAGAAUGCUGUGUUGGACUAUGGAGAAGAUGAGGGCCGCGCAGAUGCACUGGACAGUCUGCAGAGGGCACUUGAUUGCUGUGGCGCUGAGGGUUGGCGCGAUUGGCUCAUGUCCGUUUGGGCUAUUCAGGAUACUGUUUACUCAACAGGAGGUUUGGGGAAUGAUUCUUCUGCUGUGUCGUUGCCAGACAGUUGCUGUAUGAAACGCAAAGGCUGUCUUAAUAGACCAUUGCCAGAGAGUGUAUUCAGCGACACUGAACUCGCAGGGAUUCAUGCUCACGGUUGUUUUCGCAAAGUCUUCAGCUUGGUAAAUGACAACAUCUUUCAUAUUGCAGCAACAGUCCUGUGUCUUGCUUUCACCCAGGUGGCAGGUAUAGCCCUCACUUGUCUGCUUGCCAAUCGUCUUUCACCCAGACUGCGAAGACAAGCCCCUUGAAAUUAAAAAAGCAUCAUGAAUUUGCCUCAUGUAGACUUUCAUUAUACUUGCUGCAGUUUCUUGAGUUUUUAUGGAUGAGACCAGCAAAACGUUUUUGGACAAAUACAAAAAUUAACACUGCAAGUGUGUCAUAAAUGUUAGAUUGAAUGUUUAAAAUGUUAAUUAUCUUAUAUAUAAUUAAAGUUUGCAUGACUCUGAAUGACUUGUGUUUUUGUCCAAUAGUCCAUUUAGC